UUUCGCGCGUUGUCAGUCGACGGCCUUCGGAUCGAUGGCCGGGCUAGGUGAGAGUCGAAGAGGACACCGAACCCAAAGCCGAUUCCUUUACACACAAAUACCGAGAGCGUGUUCCAUUUUCUAUUUUUCUUUAGAAAGAGCCAGGUUGGCCCGGGUUUGCAGGGAGCAGGUGACCAUGGUUACCAUCAACGACCACAUUAUUAUACCAUUUUCCCGGGAUCGUCGACCAAUGAUAGAUCGCUAAUGCGACACCCGCGGCAGGACCGGUGUAUCACUUUGAACAACCAAUGAGGCCGUGUCUACCUGUCUGUCGUACCGGCCGCUUCGAGGCUGAGGAUUUCGAUCGAAACCCUUUGCGCUUAGACUCAGACUAAGAGUCACCACCUAGAUCGGUCCCACUGACUGUACGGCCGUCGCGCGGAACACAAGUCGGUCGAUUAUGCGUUUGGCUUUUUGAACCUCGCGAAGUGCCCUGAGGUAGAUUGCAAAUUAGAGGAAUAAAGUUUAAGAUAAUAAGAUUCAUUUGUGAGACAAAUUAUCAUCAUGGAGUCCUGUGGGAUGAAUGUCAUCAAGUACAUUCUCUUCAUCUUCAAUUUGAUCUUUGCGAUAUCCGGUAUAGGUAUCAUCGCGGCUGGUGCGUGUGUGUUAGCAGAUGUCGGCGACUUCACUCAUUUUGUAGAAGGCAGAAUAUUGGCACCGCCUAUAAUACUCAUAAUUGCGGGAGCUAUCGUUUUCGUUAUAGCUUUUCUAGGAUGUUACGGAGCGAUCAAGGAGCACUACAACAUGUUGAUCGCCUUUGCGGCCGCGCUGUUAAUAAUAUUCGUGAUCGAGCUCGCGGUGGGCAUAGCGGCGGCGGUGUUUAAAAACGAUUUCAGCAUGGUUAUGAAAGACACCCUGAAGGAAUCAAUAAAGAAUUAUACAGAAGCUGACAGGAUGGCCUGGGAUAACGUACAGAAAAAGUUGCAAUGUUGCGGCGUGGAUGGUCCCAAUGAUUGGAGCUCGUCUAAUGGAUUCACAUCAAGUUUUCCAGCCUCUUGUUGCGCGGAAGAUAUGCAGGUGAUUUGUCAGCAGGGUAGUUCGAAGGUGUAUCGCGACGGUUGCUUCGAGAAGUUGUCAAUGCGAGUCCAUAAGGGCGCUACGGUUUUGAUCGGCGUGGGUAUCGGGAUAGCUUUUGUGGAGAUUGCUGGUAUCAUUCUUGCUUGUUGUCUCGCUACAGCUGUAAAAAGGGAAACUGAUGCUAAAUAAAAUGAGAUGUAUUAAAUUCAUUUUUUAUUACGUCAAUUUUUAACCGCAAAAUCCGCUGUCUCGUCGAGUUAAAAAUUUCGAUUAAAAAACUUAUAUUUGAUCGUAUCAAAAAAUCAAAAGAUCAAUACAUUCUUUAAAAACUAAUUAUUAUAAAUUUUAUUUAUAAUAUAAUAUCGAACAUGGAAUUUUCGCUCAUUCUUCGCGUUCGUCUCUUAAUAGCACAAUAGUAAAUCUAAAUCUCAGACUUGGUUAAUAACUCGAUACAUUUAUCAUAUUUUGGAAUUAUAUCGUGCUUCUGCUUUUAUAUACAAUAAAUAUUUAUUCCUGAAAAUACUAGAAAAAUAUAUUUCUAGAAUAGAUGAGAAAGAGGGCAGCAUUAUAGAAAUUUCCACUUUUAAAUAUGUAUACAUCAAAAUAAUUG
Molecule: messenger RNA, 1666 nt
Organism: Nylanderia fulva
Lineage: Eukaryota; Metazoa; Arthropoda; Insecta; Hymenoptera; Formicidae
Product: CD63 antigen-like
Cellular component (GO): plasma membrane
Source: RefSeq, a predicted model, not a curated record